Molecule: messenger RNA, 4983 nt
Organism: Arvicanthis niloticus (Nile rat)
Lineage: Eukaryota; Metazoa; Chordata; Mammalia; Rodentia; Muridae
Source: RefSeq, a predicted model, not a curated record
AUGGCUUCCAAACAAGCUAAAAGGAAAGAAGUGCAUCGGAUCAAUUCUGCUCACGGAUCAGAUAAAUCUAAAGAUCCGUACUCUUUUGGCAGCAAUAUGCCACCCGGUUCUUCUGAACAGAAGAAGGGAAAGUUCCCCAUCUGGCCGGAGUGGAGCGAGGCAGACAUAAAUGUUGAAAAGUGGGAUGCAGGCAAAGGCGGGAAGGAGAAGGACAAGACCGCCAAGAGCCCCGUCUUUCACUUUUUCGAAGACCCUGAAGGGAAGAUUGAAUUACCACAGACAUUGAAAGUUUUUUCUUGGAAACGUCCGCAAGAUUUUAUAUUUAGCCGAACACCUGUAGUUGUGAAAAAUGAAAUCACAUUUGACUUGUUUUCACCAAAUGAACAUUUACUCUGCAGUGAGCUUAUGAGGUGGAUUAUCAGCGAAAUCUAUGCUGUGUGGAAGAUAUUCAAUGGUGGGAUUUUGAGCAAUUACUAUAAGGGAAAUUCGGGAGAGCUUCCUAUUCUGCCAUGGAAACCCUGGGAACACAUAUACUCUCUCUGCAAGGCCGUGAAGGGUCACAUGCCUUUGUUCAACAGCUACGGGAAGUAUGUCGUAAAGCUUUACUGGAUGGGCUGUUGGAGAAAGAUAACUGUUGAUGACUUCCUGCCAUUCGAUGAGGAUAACAAUCUAUUGCUUCCAGCUACAACCUAUGAUUUUGAACUCUGGCCAAUGCUACUGUCGAAAGCUAUCAUUAAGUUGGCAAAUGUUGACAUCCAUGUAGCACACAGGAGAGAGCUAGGAGAGCUCACAGUUAUCCAUGCUCUCACCGGAUGGUUACCUGAAGUCAUCCCUCUCCAUCCAGCGUAUGUGGACAGAGUUUGGGAGCUCUUGAAAGAAAUACUACCUGAGUUUAAGCUCACAGAAGAGCCCAGUUCUGAAAGCAAAAUCACAGUGAUAGACAACAAACUGAAGGAAGACGGCAAGGACAGCAAGGACAGCAAGGAUGGCAAGGACAGCAAGGACGGCAAGGAAGUGAAAGAUGCGAAAGACUUCAAACAGGAAAUCUCUCUUACAACCCUGAAGGUUCCCGAGAAAGGCGACAGAGCUGCAAAGGAGAAAGCAGAUGCAAAAGACCUUGGGAAGAAGAAUAAGAAGGAUGGAGAGAAGGAGAAGGAAAGAUUCAAAUUUUCACUCCAUGGUUCGAGACCCUCAUCAGAUGUUCAGUACUCUAUGCAGUCCUUGUCAGAUUGCUCCUCAGCAAUACAGUCCCCUCACAUGGUUGUAUAUGCCACCUUUACACCACUCUACUUGUUUGAAAACAAGAUCUUUACAUUAGAGAAGAUGGCGGAUUCUGCAGAGAAACUUAGGGAAUAUGGUCUUUCUCACAUCUGUAGCCAUCCUGUGCUGGUGACCAGAAGUAGGUCUUGUCCCCUUGUGGCACCCCCCAAACCUCCUCCCUUACCUGCCUGGAAACUCAUUCGCCAUAAAAAGGAAACUGUGAUAACCGAUGAAGCUCAAGAUGCUGUUCCGAAGAAGCCUGACCAGUUUCUUGAGAUUUCAAGUCCAUUUUUGAAUUAUAGAAUGGCUCCAUUUACGGUUCCAACAGAAACACAUUUUGUACAAUCUGUCAUUAAGAAAGGAACACCACUGGGAUCCAGUCUUCCUCCCCUUGUGGAAAAUGAUUUAGCUGCAAGUACCAGCCAAGGGGAAAUGAGCGUAUUAAACGGAAACCCGUCUCAGGGCAAUAUUGCAUUGCAAAUUAUACCUGGAAAAGAAGAACCUUCAGAGCCUACACUGGGGGAUUCCCACCAACUUGAAGCUGUUAGUAUAGAAAAGGAUUUGCUUAGCCUGACUACAGCGACACUGGACAAGUCACAGGAAGAGUUGGCAAUAAAUGAAGGUGUUUCCAAAGAAAUAUGGCUAGACUUUGAAGACUUCUGUGUGUGCUUUCACCAGAUAUAUAUUUUCCACAAGCCAUCUUCUUAUUGUCUUAAUUUUCAAAAAUCAGAAUUCAAAUUCGUGGAGGAGCGUGUGCCCUACUAUCUGUUUGUGGAUAGCCUAAAGCCUAUUGAACUACUGGUUUGCUUUUCUGCUUUGGUGCGCUGGGGGGAAUCUGGAGCCUUAACAAAAGAUAGCCCUCCUGUGGAGCCCGGGCUCCUGACAGCUGAAGCCAUCACCUGGAAGUCACUGAAGCCUCUUAGUGUUGUUCUGAGGAUUCACACCUAUGCUACAAAGGCCAGCAUGGUGCGCCUGCCUGUCGGGAGGCAUAUGCUGCUCUUCAAUGCGUAUUCCCCUGUGGGACAUGCCAUACAUGUCUGCAGCAUGACGACAUUUGUCAUCGGGGAUGAAGAUAUUGUAUUGCCCAACUUUGAGCCGGAGAGCUACCGAUUUACCGAACAGGCUAUAAUAAUUAUGAAGGCUAUUGGCAACGUGAUUGUUAAUUUCAAAGACAAAGGUAAAUUGCCAACAGCUUUGAGGGAUCUGCAGGCAGCUCACUACCCUAUCCCCCUCUACAACAAAGAACUCACUGCUCAACACUUCCGGGUUUUCCAUAUAUCAUUAUGGCGUUUAAUGAAAAAAUCUCAAGUAUCCAAGCCUCCUAUAAACUUCAGAUUUGCAUUUCGGGCUAUGGUUUUAGACACGGACUUACUGGAUUCCUUCUCAGAGGAUGCCUCUUUAGCGGAGUGGGUAGACCUUAAAUAUUCUAUGCCAAUAAAUGAGAAGGAGUAUACUUCCGAGGAAAUAGCUGCCGCAGUGAAAAUUCAAUCCAUGUGGAAAGGGGCCUAUGUCAGACUGCUCUUGAAAGCCAGAACGCCAGAAACAAAGGAAAAUACCAGUGUUGCAGAUACACUUCAUAAAAUUUGGGCAGUAUUAGAGAUGAAUUUGGAGCAAUAUGCAUCAUCUCUCUUAAGACUAAUGUUUAAAAGCAAGUGUAAGUCUAUGGAAUCCUACCCAUGCUAUCAAGAUGAAGAGACCAAGCUGGCCUUUGCUGACCACACCGUGAACUACACAGACCAGCCACCUAAUUCUUGGUUUAUUGUAUUCAGAGAAACAUUUUUGGUUCCUCAAGAUAUGAUCUUACUCCCCAAAGUAUAUACUUCCCUCCCGAUCUGUAUGCUGCAUGUCAUUAACAAUGACACGUUGGAGCAGGUGCCGAAGGUGUUUCAGAAAGUGGUGCCUUACCAUUACACCAAGAACAAGAAGGGAUACACAUUUGUGGCUGAAGCGUAUACUGGUGAGACAUUCGUAUCAGGUGCACGGUGGAAACUACGGCUCAUCGGCUCUUACAACCCACUCCCGUUUCUCUCCCGUGACUCUCCAUGCAACACCUUCUCCAUAAAGGAAAUCAGAGACUACUACAUUCCUAACGACAAGAAAAUCCUGUUCAGGUAUUCCAUUAAAGUGACAGUGGCACAGGCUAUUACAAUACAGGUCCGCACAUCCAAACCCGACGCCUUCAUCAAGCUGCAGGUGCUGGAAAGUGAGGAGGUCAUCGUGAGUACCAUGGGCAAAGGGCAAGCCAUCAUCCCGGCCUUCUACUUCCUUGGAAACGAAAAAGCAUUGAGCUCCCAGUCUAGCAAGCAAAUUCUCUUAUCUCACAUCUCACCCAAGAAAGAACCAGAAGUGCUAACCAAGAAAAAAUCUGGCCAAACAGGUCAGAAAUCCUUCAAAGGAAGACCUGGAGGUGGACUAACAGACACAGGAAUGCCCCUGCUUGAAGAAGAAGUUAUGAACAUACCCACUAUCGAAGAAAAUUCUAGCAUGCCACAACAGUGCUACAAGUACAUCAUACAGUGCUUGGUGUUGUUUAACAGCUGGCCUCUAAAUGAAACUCAGCUGGCAUUUGUUCAAGCAUUAAAAGACAUGGAGAAAAUGGAUAUCAAAGCUCAUGUGGAGAAACAUGAAGAACCAGCUCCCGUGGGAAGCCCAGAUUCCCACACUGUCAGUGAAGGGCAGAAAGCCACAGGAAUGCCCAAAGCAACACGCAAAGGCAAGGAGAAGGCUUCUGAGAAAGAAAAGUCGGCCAAGGAAAAGCAGACUCCUCGAUUCGAACCUCAGCAAAUGCAAAUGCCCACCGCUGUUCACUCUCAGCAAGAAGAUCCAAACAAACCCUACUGGAUCUUGCGGCUGGUCUCUGAACACACCGACUCAGAUUAUGUUGACGUGAAAAAGGACACAGAACGGGCCGAUGAAAUACGUGCCAUGAAGCAAGCUUGGGAGACUACUGAACCUGGCAGGGCCAUCAAGGCUGCUCAGGCCCGUUUGAAGUACCUGACCCAAUUCAUUAAGAAGCCAGCUGAUUCCUCCACCUCUGCAACCAGCCCUGACACUUUGUCUGUGACUCAGAGCCAAACUAAGUCCUCAGAGGAAGGAGAACUAGGUACUGUGAAAGAUGCAGACAUCAAAGAACUGCCACCAGCCCCAACAGGAAGUAUACUGUGGAAGAAGUGGCAACUGACCAAGACCCUCAGCUCUCUGUCGAAAUCCACAAGUAGUGAAAGUGCAGUGAAGGAAGAGCUGCCAAAGAAGGAGUUUGUGGUCCGACCACGAUCUCUGACAAUUUUGGAAACAUCUCCACAACAAAUCCGUAAAGCACUAGAAUUUCUGGAUUUCAGUCAUUAUGUGAGGAAAACAGCCGACGAGGCUGUACUGCAGACGGAUGAGCUGAACAAGCAGCAGGCAAUGCAGAAGGCGGAAGAGAUCCACCAGUUCCGGCAGUAUCGCUCCCGCAUCCUCAGCAUCAGGGAUAUUGAUCAGGAAGAACGCUUUAAGCUAAAGGAUGAGGUUCUGGAGAUGUACGGGGAGAUGCGGGACUCUGUAGAUGAAGCCCGGCAGAAGAUUCUUGAUAUCCGGGAAGAAUACAGAAGCAAGCUGCUGGAGGUUGAGCGCCUGAGGAUGGAAGCAUUGGCAGCCCAGGAAGCUGCAGUGAAGGUGGAGCUAGAGAAGAAGUCUCCAGCUUCUGACCCACAGAAGAAGAAGAAAGGAGGAAAGAAAAAGUAA